Molecule: messenger RNA, 1462 nt
Organism: Candidula unifasciata
Lineage: Eukaryota; Metazoa; Mollusca; Gastropoda; Stylommatophora; Geomitridae
Source: the annotation of a GenBank genome assembly
AUGGCAUCUGUUGGAGACAGAAGCCCAGCAUCAAGGCACAUUGAACAAUUCAAUGAUAACAGCAACACAUUUGCUGACAAAGAAUCAAAAAUAGAAAAUGAUCACUCCAUCACUAUAUCGGCAGACAAGGUGGAACUGAAGAAAUCAAUAACAUUUUUAGGAAUCAUUGCCAUUUUAGUUGCAAAUAUCGGAGGGUCCGGUAUUUUUAUUUUCCCAACAGCAAUUCUAAGUGUUGUCGGGUCGCCAGGUAUGGCUUUGAUUAUGUGGACGUUUGGUGGGAUAAUUCAGGCAGGAUUGGCUUUCAGCGUUAUAGAAGUUGCCUUAAUGUUCAACAAAGCUGGCGGACCCUAUUAUUUUAUCUACCAUACAUUUGGCAACCUGGCAGGGUUUGUGUUCAUGUGGGGGUUUAUUAUCUUCAUUGCCUCGCCGAUGUGGGCCUUGGGAGCUUAUACAACCAGCCUGUAUUUGUUGUCUGUGGUCUACAGCGGCUGUCUACCAUCUGAUGGUGUUGUGAAACUUGUAGCAGCUUGGAUUAUGUUAACCUUGAUUGCUAUCAACUGUACCUACAUGAAAGUGGUCACCUCCAUCCAGAAGUUCCUGACCCUCUGCAAAGUUCUGGCGCUGGUGAUCAUCAUUAUCUUAGGCUUUAUUCACAUUCCAACUGAAACAGGACAGGAGAACAUUAGUCAUUUCAUGGAAGGAACAAGCACCGACCCAGGAAAGAUAGCACUGUCCUUGUUUGCUGGCUACAUUGCCUUUGGGGGAUGGCCAAUUAUCACCAUUCUAGCUGAGGAGGUCAGGGUCCCAGAAAAAAACAUUCCCAAGGGCCUGGCUGUCAGCUUUGUUCUGCUGAUUGUGGCAAUGGUAGCCACCAACUUUGCCUACUACACAGUCCUAACCAAAGAAGAGGCCUUAAAGUCUGAUGCAAUUGCUAUGCUGUUUGGUGCAAGGAUUCACCCGGUGCUUCCUGUUGUCCUGGCCAUCCUUGUGUGUCUGUGUGCUAUUGGGACUCUCAAUGUGGCAAUUAUGGGUCAGCCGAGGAUGAUUUUUGCUGCUGGCAGGAAUGGGCACAUGCCUAAAAUGAUGACUAUGUUGCACAAGAAGUUCAAUACACCGUGGCCGGCUACUGUUUCACUGGGUUGCCUUGCAAUGGUGAUGCUGGCAACAGGUAGUGUUAUGUCCUUGAUGGCUGCUGCUAGUCUGUAUGCAGGUUUCAUGAUUGUUCUGCUGUUGUUGUGUUUGUUCACACUCCGUUGGAAACAGCCUGACAAGCCUCGACCCUUGAAGGUUCCCUUGGUGAUCCCCGUAUGUGGGACACUGCUGACUGCCACCCUGGUUGUCCUGUCUGUGAUUGAGAAGCACCGAGAGCUCGGCCUUGUGAUCUUCAUUGUGCUGCUCGGUGUACCCGUCUAUUAUAUCUGUGUCCAUUUGCAGAAGCCAGCUAAACUCUUCAGAUGCAUUG